Rotaria sordida is the source of this 453-nucleotide messenger RNA. NCBI's taxonomy places the organism in Eukaryota, Metazoa, Rotifera, Eurotatoria, Philodinida, Philodinidae. The record is from the annotation of a GenBank genome assembly.
AUGAAAGAAUUAUUAAAUUUAGCUUUGAAAAACAGUUAUUUUCAAUUUAAUGAAAAAUUUUAUAAACAAAAAAUAGGUUUACCUAUAGAUGAUACAAUAUCACCAAUAUUAGCCGACAUGUAUAUGAAUGAAAAUCAAAAACAACAUUUAGAUGAAGUAAAUAUUCCAAAUAGAAUUUGGAGAUAUGUUGAUGAUAUUCUAAUUAUUACAAAAAUGAGUAAACAACAAUUAGAUAAUUAUGCCAAGGAUUUGAAUAAAAUAUGUGGAACAAUUAAAUUCACCUCAGAAUUUGAGCAAAACAAUGAAUUAAAUUAUCUUGAUACAACAUUAACAAAACUUAAAAUUAGAUGGUUUCGAAAAGACACAGAUACAGAUAGAUUAUUGAUUUGUGAAUCAAGUAAUGAAAAAUCUAUCACAACAAACAUCGUCAGCCAUAUGAAUACAAGAAUUUAA